AUGAUGCCCAAACCAGGACCUGCAGCAUCAAAUGCAUCUGGCUCUGACUCCCACCUCCAUUCACCCAUGUACAUUUUUCUCUCCAACCUGACCCUUAUAGACAUCUGUUUCACCUCUACCACCAUCCCAAAGAUGCUAUGGAACAUUCACAACAAGAGCAAAGUUAUAACCUUUGAUGGCUGCAUCACCCAGAUGUAUUUUCACAUACUGUUUGCAGGCUUAGAUGAUGCUCUCCUGAGUGUGAUGGCCUAUGACAGGUUUGUGGCCAUCUGCCACCCCCUGCACUACAUGAGCAUAAUGAACCCUGGACUCUGUGGACUGUUGGUUCUGAUCUCCUGGAUAAUGAUGGCCAUGUAUUCCUUGUUACACACCUUAAUGGUAUCACGAUUGUCCUUCUGUCCAGAUUUGGAAAUCCCCCACUUUUUCUGUGAACUCAAUCAGAUGGUACAACUUGCCAGUUCUGAUACAUUUCUUAAUAACCUGGUGAUGUAUUUUGCAGCUCUCCUUAUGAGCAUUGGUCCUUUUGCUGGUAUCCUUUACUCUUACUUGAAAAUAUUUGCUUGCAUUCAUAGAAUCUCAUCAGCUCAGGGGAAGUAUAAAACAUUUUCUACCUGUGUGUCUCACAUUUCCAUUGUCAUUUUGUUUUAUUGUACAGGCCUAAGUGUAUACCUUAGCUCUGCUGCUACCCACAGCUCACACUCAAGUGCAACUGCCUCAGUGAUGUACACUGUGAUCACACCCAUGCUGAACCCCUUCAUCUACAGUCUGAGAAAUAAAGACAUAAAGAAUGCACUGAAGAGAUUCUAUUUGAUGCAAGAGGGAAUUUCAGAGGAAUCAGAACUUCGGCCCCUCAUAUAUGGACAUUUGCUUUCCAUGUACCGAAUCAUGGUGUUUGGGAACCUGCUCACCAUCCUGGCUGUCAGCUCAGACUCCACCUCCACACACCCAUGUACUUCUUCCUCUCCAACCUGUCCUUUACAGACAUCUGUUUCACUACCACCACCAUCCCAAACAUGCUGUGAACAUCUAGACACAGAGCAGAGAUUAUAUGACCUGCUCCUGGGUGUGAUGGCUUAUGACAAGUUUGUGGCCAUUUGCCACCUCUGCACUAUUUAG
This is a messenger RNA of Sus scrofa (pig), 1116 nucleotides long. RefSeq names its product olfactory receptor-like protein OLF4. Gene Ontology annotation, cellular component: membrane. NCBI's taxonomy places the organism in Eukaryota, Metazoa, Chordata, Mammalia, Artiodactyla, Suidae. Gene Ontology annotation, biological process: G protein-coupled receptor signaling pathway. The record is from RefSeq and is a predicted model, not a curated record. Gene Ontology annotation, molecular function: G protein-coupled receptor activity; olfactory receptor activity.